AUGAUCACUAAUUCAGUAUCACAAAAUAUUUCAUAUCUCAAAACUCUCGUAUUGAAUAUUCUUAAAAAUGGCUUACCAGAUGUUAUUGCAAAAGAUAUUGAAGUUUCAGAACUUGAUCCAUGCUCAAAGUGUAAUGAAGAGCUUUUUUUGUAUAAAAUUAAAAAAGCAUUUAUCAUACUCACUUGUGGUCAUAUAUUUCACUGCAAUUGUCUUGAGCAUUAUGUAAAAAAUCUUUCACAAUGUUCAAAGUGUGCAAUAAAAAUUGAGCUCAUUAGCAACACAUCAAGUACUACUGUUCCAAUAGAAAUUUCAUCACAAAUGAUAUUUGAUCAAAGUCAGGAUACAAUAAUCUCAGAAGCAAUAACACUUCGCCCAGAAUUCCUUGACUUGACUCAGGAAGAACUUCAAGAUAAAUUGGGACUGGGACCGGCAAAAAGAAUAGUGAAAUUAAUUAAUAAAAUCAAGGGCGAAGGACAGGGUCAGAAGAAAGAAGCGGAUAUAACUUUAACUACAAACGAUAAGAUCUUACAAUAUUACCAACGAUAUAAUAAUGAACAUUCUGAAGCUUCCGAUAAAGUCAGCUUCAUGAAUUUUAUCUCACAAUAUGUGCCAGAGCAUACUGAAGAUUCCUAUGAAGAUGUAGUAAAAGCAUUUCAAGAAUCACAAGGUCAGGAGAAAGCGGAUACAGAUUCAAAUAAGUUGAUUAAAUUUACGAAAGAAGAAGAGGAAGUUGUCCGAAAAGCUUUUGUUAGAAAUUUUCGAGAUCCAAGUGACCUUUCGAAAAGGUUCAUGUUCUUUAUUAACAAGUGUUUGCGUGAAUACGAAACGACAAAGGAUUAUUAUGCACCAUACACAACCUUAAUUCAAGCCAGUGGAACAGGAAAAUCUAAGUUAUUGAUGAAUUUUGCAGAAAAUAUAAUGACUGUAUAUUGCUGUUUGCGCGACUCAAAAUCAAGUGGCUAUCCAUCCAGAUCACGUAUUACCAAAACACUAUUAGAUAAGUUUGAUAAUGAACGAAAAGCCAUAGUUACCUACCUUGCAUACAUAUGCGCAUGUUUUCAAAAGUUGCAGAAAUUUAAUGGGAGUUGUAAAGAAUGGAUUGAUGAACAUACUAACAGCAAUUCUCAGGAGGACUUCUGGAACGAUAUUGAACGUAGAAUGGCUAAUAUCAUGCCCGAUCUUAUGAAAAAUACUACGGAUCAGAUGAUGGCUAAAGGGGUCAAUAAAUACUUGGAUGGACAAAAAAUAAUAACACGAGGAGGUUCAGUUAAAUGUCUGUUUGCAUUCGAUGAAGCUCGUGCUCUGGUUAAUCAAAAGGUUGAUGGUGAAACUCUGUUCUACUGUGUACGACGUGCUUUAAAGCUUCUACCCAAAGAUAUAGGAAUUUUUGCAAUCUUUACGGACACACAUUCAUAUAUUUCGAACUUCUCGCCUGUUCACUACCUCGAUCCGUCCAAAAGAGUUGCAGAAGAAGGGUCUAAAUUAUUUGAGCCUUUUUAUUUGUUGGACACAGUGAACAUGAAUACAGAUUUUAAACAAGUUCCGACACUGGAAGAGUCUGAAAUCCCGCAACAUUUCUUUCGGUAUGGAAGACCUUUGUGGGGUGCACUUCUAUCACCUUCUAGUGAAGCUGAAGGGUUCAAACCGGAACGUGUUAUAGAAUUGGCCAUGGACAAGCUUAUUGCUAUAUUUGGGCCCCGUUUAUGUAUUGACAUAGUGCCACAAUCUAGAUAUGCAUCUCAUUUAAUAGCAGGCUAUAUGCACCUUUGUCUUAAUAUCUCAAAGGAUCGUGAAUGCGUUAUUACGUCGAUGCCUACUGAACCCGUGCUAGCUGAGGCGUCUGCUCGGAUAAUGAAUGAUCCAAAUGUCCACUUCACAGAACUUAUUAAUCAGCUCUCUUCAGCGCACAAGAAAGGUGUAGUAGAGGCCGGUUAUCAUGGAGAACUUACUGCCAGACUACUGCUUCUUAAAGCCUGGGAUAAUUGCAUUCAAAAGAAACAUCUAGUUAGCAGAAAUGCUGGCAAUGAUUAUUCUCGUUUCGUGACUAUAAAUGAAUUUUUAAAGUCACUACUCGCGGACAAUGUUUAUAAAAAAAUAGAGGAUCAUCUUAAAAUGCAAGUAAAGUUUACGGGGACGAAGUUUGGCGAGGCUUACAUUAAGUUUACACACUUUAUCAAUGUUACAUAUACGCCGAAAAGGAAAAAUCUCGGGGAUGCUCUGAUUCGCGGUGUUGCGUUUUCAUGUAAACGAAAUCAGCGGGGAGUAGAUAUCAUCAUACCUAUAUAUAUGGGCACUCUUCAUGAAAAGCUUGACGAAGAUCGUAUUUCAUACAUACUAAUACAAGUUAAAAAUUGGUCUACGGAUAAUAAAGGCGAUGACUACCCACUCUCUGCAACAGCAAAGCUGUCGCCAGCAUAUAUAGACAUUGAGAAAGUUCCGCAUAUGCCGUUUUUGUCCUUGUAUUUGCAAUUAGGUGCAAUAACAGAGUUUGUUGACGUUCCAACAGAAUUUAUUCAAACACGUCAAGUCACAUCGUGUAAACGUAAAAUUGAAGAUGUGCUGGAAGAGUAUCAAGCAGGUGAUAUCGAAACGAGAGGUGAAUUUAUCAAGAAGAUUAGAAUCGACAACAAUAAGGAUAUCUCAAAUGCCGAAAUUACAGCGUUCAGAGAGCAUUUUCAGACGCCACUUGCAUUAUUUGGAUUAUCUCCAAACGUCUACAGCUGUUUGGAGCAACUUACACCAGUUCCCGCAACCUCGCCAUCGACCAUCACUAAUGAUCUUGCAAGUAACUUUAAGCAAUUGUUGACUGCUUGGGUCGAUCCUACAUUGGGGGAACAUCCAGAAGAAAUGAAGAUAAUUAAACGUAUGGAACCAUUAGUAUACCAGAUGGAAGAAUAA
Ambispora gerdemannii is the source of this 2898-nucleotide messenger RNA. Lineage: Eukaryota; Fungi; Glomeromycota; Glomeromycetes; Archaeosporales; Ambisporaceae. The record is from the annotation of a GenBank genome assembly.